AUGUCUGAUGCCGUAGUUGUAAAGGCUAAAACCGAACGGAAGGUGUUCAGACCAUCAGCCAAAGUGCUGAACAAAAUACCCGAUGAGAUUACCAAUGACCCUGAGCUGAUCGCCGCUGUACAAUCUUUACCACCUAACUACAACUUUGAAUUGCCAAAGACCAUAUGGCGACUGCGUCAAAUGCAAGCCAAACGUGUUGCUUUGCAAAUGCCCGAAGGCCUGACCAUGUUUGCUGUACAGUUGAGCGAUAUUAUUGAAAGGUUCACAGGUGCAGACACGGUAAUUAUGGGUGAUGUCACCUAUGGUGCAUGUUGUGUGGAUGAUUUCACAGCCAAAGCUCUUGGUGUCGACCUUUUAGUGCACUAUGGCCACAGUUGUCUCAUUCCUGUGGAUCAAACCGAAGGGGUCAAAGUGCUAUAUGUUUUUGUUGACAUCAAGAUUGACGCUAUACACCUAAUCGAAACUGUGAAAUUAAACUUCACCAAACAACAGAGACUAUUGUUUGUGAGCACUGUUCAGUUUGUCACCACAUUACAAGGGUUGAUUAAUAAAUUAAAAACAGAUGGUUAUUGUGUAAAAGUUCCUCAAGAAAAACCACUGUCACCGGGAGAAAUUUUGGGAUGUACCUCACCAAAGGUUUCAGACGCCGAUUGUUUGAUAUAUCUAGGUGAUGGUCGUUUCCAUUUAGAAUCCAUAAUGAUAGCUAAUCCUGAACUUGCAGCAUACAGGUAUGACCCAUAUGAAAGAAAAUUGACCAGAGAAUACUAUGAUCAUGAUGUCAUGAAAGAUACUCGGCUGAAGGCAAUCGAACGAGCUAAAGAUGCUAAAACUUUCGGACUGAUUUUAGGCACUCUGGGAAGACAAGGAAGUACAAAAGUUUUGGAUUAUUUUCAUGAUCAAAUGAGAUCACAUUUGAAAAACUCCGUGACUAUUCUCUUAUCAGAAAUAUUUCCACAAAAGCUAUCUUUUUUUGGAGACACGGUUGACGCUUGGAUACAGAUUGCAUGCCCACGAUUGUCUAUCGAUUGGGGCACUGCGUUUGAAAAACCAUUUCUGUCGCCUUAUGAAGGUGCUGUAGUUAUGAAUCAAAUUGAGUUCAAUUGCAAAGAAAGUUAUCCAAUGGAUUAUUACAGUAAUAACAGUUUAGGUGCUUGGACACCAAAUUAUCGACCAGCCAAUGGUUGUUGUGGUAAAGGAUGUGCAAAUGGUUCAAAAAGUGAUGCCCAAAAAAUAGGUUGUUCCAAGAAUCAGUGA
Messenger RNA from Macrosiphum euphorbiae (potato aphid), 1254 nucleotides. The record is from the annotation of a GenBank genome assembly. Lineage: Eukaryota; Metazoa; Arthropoda; Insecta; Hemiptera; Aphididae.